Messenger RNA from Maniola jurtina (meadow brown), 756 nucleotides. RefSeq lists its product as uncharacterized. The transcript has 4 exons. Bases 103 to 492 code for a protein of 129 amino acids. Lineage: Eukaryota; Metazoa; Arthropoda; Insecta; Lepidoptera; Nymphalidae. The record is from RefSeq and is a predicted model, not a curated record.
AAUGUUCGCAUCACUAUCGACUGGUUUAUAGUCAUCUGUGAUCACUAUUUUGUUAUUUGUAAACAAAAAGUGAAAUAUUUCGCGGGCAGUAAAUUUAAAAAAAUGAAUGAACCAUUUAAUUCCACUGCGCCAGAGCCAAGAAAAGUAGGCGUUUGGACAGAAGGAGCGCCUAUAGAAACCAGGGAAUAUGUAAUGCCGAAGAAAUCACCCGAUUCUAUCGACGAUAUACCAACAAUACCAGAUUUAGAUGAUCUUCAAGACGUUUUGGAAAAGGAGAUAUCUAAUCCACCAGUUCCAGACCCACAAGAUACAGAAACUGUCAACACUUUGGCGGAGGUUGGUGGUGUGAGUGGCUCAGUGGAGGGUGUGGACGCAGCACUAGAGGCAUUACUGUCACGCGUCGCACAAGUGGAGAAUGACAUUGCCGAUAUGGUGUGGACUGUGGAUUCACUGCUGAUACAACUUGCCGAGGAAGAACAUGCACCAUUAUAGCUUAUAGGAUAAACGCACAUUUAGGGAGGUCUAUCUACCAUGGGUUUAAGAAUAGAAGAUGGAAUCUAUGUGAUCUCACAAUUAAAAUUGUUCUACAGGCAAAAUUAAACUUAAAAGUGAAUCAAUGAGAAAAGAAAACUUCGAAGGUUGUGUGAAUUUAGAGAAAAUAUGAAAAAAAUUCAUACUUAGACCUAAUCAUCUGUUCACUUGUUCUAUCUGAGAAGAAAUUAGUACAAUGAUGUUGUUAAAAAUACACUUUUUUUU